AAUAAGAAAGUUGCAACAGAAAAAAGCAGAAUAGCUCAUUCUGCAUUUGCAUCUUAUUCUCUUAUUGACGUAGAUUCAAGUGAAGAAUAUGUUUAUUCUAGUAAUAAAAGUUCAGAUGACAAUUUUAUAAAAUUUGAUAAUUCUGAUGAAAUGAAUUUAAUAAUUAAACAACUUCAUUCAGCUUUGACAGUAAGUUUUAAAAAAAAAGAAUGUCCUACUACUUAUAUUAGAAAUUUUAAAUGCAUUUGGCAAAGAAAAAAUAAGGUAUUUAGAAAAGUGGUCAUAGGAAGCAAAAAAUCAAGCAAAGAACCAAGUAAAGAACUAGGUAAAGAACUAGAUGAAGAACUAGGUGAAGAGUCAGGUGACAAAUCAGACAAAGAAAUAGAUGAAAAAAAAAUUUACAGUGCAAUUGAAUUUGUAGAUGGUAUAUUUGCUUUUGACAAUAUUACAUCUCAUAAAGUAUUAUCUGAGGAUGCUCUUAUGGCUUCAAAAAUGAACCUUGGUCUAGAUGGUUCAGCUUUAAAAAUGUGGGAUAUGACAUGA
This is a messenger RNA of Cetraspora pellucida, 543 nucleotides long. The record is from the annotation of a GenBank genome assembly. Lineage: Eukaryota; Fungi; Glomeromycota; Glomeromycetes; Diversisporales; Gigasporaceae.